AUGCAGAGCAUAACGUCGUUUUGUUACACGGUGGGGAAGGCGUCAGAGCCGGGCGUGAGUAGUGGAGGUAGCGUUUGGGGAUGUGACAGGUGGGUACCCGAGAAAUCACGAGAAAACCAUGUACACCGUUCAGCACGUUUUGUAUUUUUGUACCUCGACGUGAAUUGGCCGCCACCUUUGAAGUCAAGAGGACAUAUUGCUCUUGGUCGACCUCCGGAAAUUGGCGAUCGGAGCAGCGCGGUGGGUCCAGGAAAGGCUGGUGCAGGGCGGAAUGCAGUAAAGUGGGACGGGCUGAAGCGGUUCGUUCCAGACAUUGUUGGAUCGGAGCGUGUCGAUCCGGAGCUUGUGGGGCCGGAGCAGAUGGGGCCAGAGGGCGUGGGGCUUGAGGGUGUCAGGUCGGAGGGUACCGGCUCGGAGCGUGAUGGGCCGCAGCGUGUUGAUCCGCAGCGUGUUGAUCCGCAGCGUGUUGAUCCGCAGCGUGUUGAUCCGCAGCGUGUUGAUCCGCAGCGUGUUGAUCCGCAGCGUGUGAUCGAUUUACCGCAGCGUGUUGAUCGCAGGCGUGUAGCGAUGGUCCGAGGCAGGGUUGUCGAGCCUGGAUCGCGCUGA
Messenger RNA from Gryllus bimaculatus (two-spotted cricket), 606 nucleotides. The record is from the annotation of a GenBank genome assembly. NCBI's taxonomy places the organism in Eukaryota, Metazoa, Arthropoda, Insecta, Orthoptera, Gryllidae.